Messenger RNA from Dendronephthya gigantea, 2001 nucleotides. RefSeq names its product C-reactive protein 1.1-like. Lineage: Eukaryota; Metazoa; Cnidaria; Anthozoa; Malacalcyonacea; Nephtheidae. The coding region runs from base 907 to 1821 and encodes 304 amino acids. The record is from RefSeq and is a predicted model, not a curated record. The transcript is spliced from 4 exons.
GUAAAUACAAUGCGGGCAUGUAGUAAUGAAUCUAGUUCUCUUUUCAAGCUUUUUACUCAAACUGGAAUACUGGAUGUGAUGAUGAACCAUUGCUGGAACAUAUCGAUGAAAAGUUAAAACAAACAAUGACAACGUUGAACAAGAUGAUAAUAACGAUACAGAUGAUGACGAUGAUGAUGAAUUAAAUUCAAUGGAUACCACCGCGUAAUCUAAUUCUUACACGUAUCAAGAAUACAAAGAUCAAACGUUUUGCGGCGACACUGCAGGAGGUGCGUGCAAGGGGGGGGGUUACUCUGGUCAGUAAGUCGGCAAAUUUUAUCUUUAGUCAUCAAAAUUUGGGAUCAGAAAGGGCUUUUACAUCUCACCGCCGAGAGUACGUGAGUUUAUAUAAAUCUAACAAGAUGGGCUGGUUUUGGGGUCUUACUGAUAUUAAUCACUGAUAAAUACUCACUGAUAUUACUCACUGUCUUCCGUCAGCAUAUAAUAGAUUAUUACUAUGCAUUACUAAUGCAAUCUCGAUUGUGAUUGGCCAAAAAUUAACCUACAGAUAUAAUUCUCAAUGUCUUGCCACCUACGCGACAUUGAAAAUAAUCCGUAGGUGACGUAAUUUUUUGCCGCUAGUUUGUUGUCAAUAUUCUGCAUUUUUACAAAUUGCAGGAAAUACAUAAUAAAACAAUUAUUGAAUUCGGUUUUCGCAUCAGUGAUAUCAACACUCAACCUCAUCCAAUAAUUGUUAAUUAUACAGUAAACAUCCGCAUCUUCCUUCAGCAGUUUAAAUCCAUGGUAUUCUACAAAUACGCCUACAAUUACAAGCUAGGCUACAUACAAAACUGUCAUUACUCGUCCGACUAUCUUCAUCGCGUCAUUUGGUUUGUAUAUAUACCAAGGUUUUUUUUAGAUAUAUGAAUGAUGAACGCUCUUUUGAAAAUUGUUUUUUGCCUCGGUAUUCUUGGCCUGUCAGCGUCUGCGAAAUCAUUUAAAGAUUGCUGCCAAUCCUUUUUGGAUGAACUGAAAAAGAAAUCAGAAGCGGCUGUGUUACUCUGUUCGUUGAACAAUCAAUCUUUUGUACCUUUACCAUUUGGAAAGCAUUGCAAUUGUAAAACGCUAAAAACUGAGUUGCAAGAAAGAUGGGACGGUUUUUACAAACUUUGCCGACCAAUGGCUAAGCGGAAACAGCAAUGUUCCAAUGCAAAGUCGAUUAUAAUCACAAAACGCAGCACAGUUGACUACGCAAUAAGCCAGGGAGCUCCCCAGAUGAAGGAAGUCACAACGUGUUUCUGGGUAAAGACCAAGCAAGUGACAGGAUAUCCACAUUACAUUUCCUACGCAGUCCCAUUAGCAAUAAACCAGAUAAUUAUUGAGGGCAUGGAAAAUCUCAGACUCCUCAUUGUGCAUUAUGGAUCAGAUCCAACCAAAGUUUCCUCAAGCUCACACAAUAUCAAGAUUAACGACGGACGCUGGCAUCACAUUUGUAUGACUUGGCAAUCAAAAGAUGGCGGAUAUUCGUUUUUCAAGGAUGGAAGGAAAGUUGGCAGUGGCACAAUCUCUGGCAGUGUUGGAAAGCCAAUUCCAGGCCAAGGCACAUGGGUGCUGGGUCAAGACCAAGACAGCGUUGGAGGUGGGUUCAAUGCUAAUCAAUCAGCCACUGGAGAAUUUACCGGAGUCAAUAUUUGGGAUAAAGUUUUGUCUUCUUUCGAGAUUUUGAAAAUGUCCAUAAAUUGCAAUGCCGGUGGACCCGCUGGUAAUGUAAAGAACUGGGCUGAUUUUCUAUCUGGAAUCAAAGGAAAUGCCAAGAUUGGAAAAGCAACUUGCUGUCAUUGAUAUUCUGAUGCUUAAUUGAAAUCCCUUAUAAUCGUUCUUAGUGAUACUGUCAGUAUUUUAAUGUCAUAUAUAUAAUCUUGUGUAACUAAGCAUGCAGCUGGACUUGAUCCAAUCUGCAUAUAAUGCUCGUUAAUUAUUAUGUACAGCCAACUGUAUGGAAGGCCCAUUUGAUUUGUCCAU